CAAUUUAUUUGUAUCUCACACACACAUAUAUACAUCAAAAAAAAAUACCCGUGCGUUUGCAAUUCCGAGGAACGGUGCAUUUUCUGGUUUUUUUUUAAAAAAAACUAAAAAAAAAACAAUAAAUGAGGCAUCAAGAUGCUGACCAGCAUCACCGACGGGAUAAUGUGCUGCAUCACAGGGCGGACAUUGAACGUGGUGGGGCCUAUCGACAGUGUGGAGACCAGUGACGGCUUUGACUAUGUGGAGGUGAAACCCGGGCGGGUGUUGCGUGUCAAGCACAUCGCCGGUGCCCAGACCUCGGUGGAGCCCCAGCCCUCUCUUCCGGGCAAAGGCUCGGUGCAUUGUAAGCGUAAAAUAUCCGUCUACCGCAAUGGGCAGCUGGUGAUCGAGAAUCUUGGCGACGUCAUCCGCUCCGAGAUCCUGCAUUGCCAGAACGGCAACACGGAGCCAGGCAGCACAGUGGAGAUCGAGCUGUCCGAAACCUCGGGCCAGGCCAACGGCAAUGGCAACGGCAACGGCAGCGCCAACCCCCCCGAACAACCGUCCGGCAAACGACGCAAACGCAAGCCCAAGAAGACGGUGGUCAUCGACUGCAAGAAGCGCAUCACCAGCUGCAAGGGCACCCACUCUGACGUGACUCUCUUCUUCAUCCACGGGGUGGGGGGCUCGCUGGACAUCUGGAAGGAGCAGCUGGGCUUCUUCGCCAAGCUGGGCUAUGAGGUGGUGGCCCCCGACUUGGCGGGUCACGGCUCCAGCUCCGGCCCCCGCAUCGGGGCCGCUUACACCUUCUACGCCCUGGCGGAGGACAUGAAGGCCAUCUUCAAGAGAUACGGGAAGAAACGGAACAUUCUCAUCGGACACUCUUACGGGGUUUCCUUCUGCACGUUCCUAGCACACGAGUUCCCUGAUCAGGUGCACAAACUGGUGAUGAUAAAUGGAGGGGGGCCAACUGCCCUGGAACCCAGUCUCUGCUCCAUCUUCAACCUGCCCUCGUGUGUCUUGCAUUGCCUCUCCCCCUGCCUCCUCUGGAGUUUCCUUAAAGCGGGAUUUGCGCAUCAAGGUGCCAAAGAGAAGCAGCUCAUGAAGGAAGGGAACGCCUUCAAUGUCUCGUCGUUCGUGCUGAGGGCGAUGAUGAAUGGUCAGUACUGGCCGGAGGGAGACGAGGUGUAUCACGCUGAGCUGACCGUUCCUGUCCUGUUGGUGCACGGGAUGCACGACAAGUUUGUUCCCAUCGAUGAAGACCAACGCAUGGCAGAGAUCUUACUGAUCGCAUUUUUGAAAGUCAUCGAGGAGGGCAGUCACAUGGUGAUGAUGGAGUGUCCGGAGACUGUCAACACACUCUUACAUGAGUUCCUGCUGUGGGAGCCUGACAUGAGCACCAGUCAGAAGUCAGAGACUGAGCCAGAGAUGGAAGAAGCUGCGGAAAACAAGUAAAGAGCUGGGGUGGGGGGAAAAAAAAACUUUAGAAAGGGGGGGGAAAAGAAAAGAGAGACACUAAGGGUUGACGGUAGAAAUUUUCCCAGAUCCAACGUGUAGAGAAAGGGAUUUUAUUCACAGUUGACAGAGGUUAUUCGUUCGUUCGUUCCGUUCCAUUCGUGGAGAUAUUCUGAACUACGUGAGGGCUGUAAGAGAGGUGCAGGGAUUAACGACACCGCCACGCGAGUGAGGUGUGCGAGAGGAUUAGCCGGGUCCUCGGGGGUCUCGAAACAGGCCUCGGGUGUCUGGCAAAAAGAGCGGAAAUGUGUAAAAUGUACAUUUUGAUAAAACGGCAGCUAAAAAAAAAGGUGAUUUCUU
Molecule: messenger RNA, 1794 nt
Organism: Callorhinchus milii (elephant shark)
Lineage: Eukaryota; Metazoa; Chordata; Chondrichthyes; Chimaeriformes; Callorhinchidae
Gene: abhd8a
Product: abhydrolase domain containing 8a
Exons: 5
Coding region: 136-1434 (432 amino acids)
Molecular function (GO): catalytic activity
Source: RefSeq, a predicted model, not a curated record